UGAGUUUUGACAUGUCUACCACUAAGACAGGGGAGAGUUCAAUGCUAACUCCAAGUCUAGCAAUGAGUUCUCUGUCUCUCUACAAGGAUCCUAAGCUAAGUACCCUAAGCAUUAUCAGAAAAUAACAAUCAACUAAAUGGGGAUGAAGAGGCCAAAUUUGAGGAAAAAGACUUUUGCCAACUGUGUGGAGUGGAAUUUAAGAAAAUUUUUAAACCUAGACACCAUUGUAGAUCAUGUCUCCGAAGCGUUUGCUCCAAUUGUUCUAAAGGAAGCGGGAAGAAUAGGAUGUGUGAUAUGUGAAUCACUGAAGAAGAAAACCAGGAACUUAAGAACACUUAUGAAGGAGUCUUGGACCAAAAGCAAGCUCAGCUAGAAGCACUCAAGCAUAGAAUCAUCAAUCUUGACUCCAAAACUGAAGCCAAAAAGAAACAACUGGAGAUAGAGAAGCAGAACUUACAGAAAAAUCUGGAAGAGAAGUUAAACGAAGCUCAGGAUCAACUAAAGGAUGAGGUAAAGAAAUCAAACCACUUAAAAAUUGAGCUGGAAUAUAAGAGAGAAGAGCUCCUAAAGAGUACAGAAGACAAAUCUGAAGCUGAAUCUUACUUAACCCAUAAGAGGAAUGAUCUUAAAAUAAUACAGCAAAAAUUGGCUGAUAAGGAAACAGAGCUUGCUAAGACUCAUGCCAAGGUUAUGAAAUAUCAAUUGGAAAGCUAA
Messenger RNA from Moneuplotes crassus, 714 nucleotides. NCBI's taxonomy places the organism in Eukaryota, Ciliophora, Spirotrichea, Euplotida, Euplotidae. The record is from the annotation of a GenBank genome assembly.